AUGCAGACCUCCCACUCCUUACCCUACGCCUCUGCGGCGCCUGUACCAAAUUACAACAAACCGUCUGCGCUGCCCUCGUCGCUCUCCACGCCCUCCGCUGCCCGCUUCGAGCGCGAGGACAGCGUUCUUCCUCCCGGGUCUGCGCCUAGGCUACGCAAUCCGCUGGGCCAUGGUCGCUCUGGCUCGGGCACUCUGCGAAUCGAACCCCAGAGCCCGUCACGCGGGAGCUUCACUCUGGCGUCGCCACCGCGUUCGCCGCCCCCGCAUCUGCCCACCGUCGCCGCAUCAUCGAGCGGCGUGAUACCUGCAUCCUCUUCAUUCUUCCGCCCUUCCCGUCCGCACACAUUCGCCGAAUCUAGACGUUCUUCCACUGCAUCUUCUCUUCGUGGCGCCUCUCCUCCACCAGGCACCAACAACUAUCCAUUACAACCGCUCGCAUACGACGUCGACGUAGAAGCUGGACCGGCGUACGAUUCGGACUUCGAAGCCUUCUCGGACGCAGAGCGCGCGAACGGUCGCGCGAGCCGUCUUUCGUCCGCUGAGGAUGGCGGGAGCACCCUACCGCGCCAGCGUAAUGGGACAACGUACUCGCGCGAACCGCUGAUACCCGUCGGUCGCUCUCGCGCGGGCACAGCAACGUCCAAUGUACCAUCCCUCGCACGCAAGACCUCCGACCGCCGGCAACAGGCUGGCGUACGACAGAGCAUCGAGCGAUUCAGCCGCAAUCUUUCGCUGGACUUCGUCAGGAAGAGUCUCAGCGCGCCGUCUUCACCCUGGGUAUCUUCGCCCAGUGCGGGCGGGUACGAGCCUAAACGCUCGGAUUCGUCGGGAGAGGUCAUGCACUUGAAACCCGAACUCGCGCGCCCGCGGUGGGAUCCACAUCCGCCAGAUAACCUCUCACACCCGCUCAGCCGAACACCCAAGACUGGCGAGAACGGGAGGCCAAUACGCAACUACGAGCUUCACCCGAGCAAGAAUAGAUUCUUGUUGCGCGGGCGUCUGCUCUUGGGCGGCGAUAAACCCUAUGCGUUCUUGUUCACGCUUACGAUCCUACUCGGUCUCGGCGGGACCUGGUUUGCAACAACAUGUCGCUGGUGGUGGACAAAUCUCAGUCCCGCGCUAGCGAGUGUGGGGAUAUACAUGUUCCUGCUGUGCUUCUCGCUGUUCGGCGUCACCGCCUUCAGCGAUCCUGGGAUCCUGCCCCGCAAGCUCGAUCUCGACCCACCUUACCCCGCCGAGACGCCUGGAGGCGAGGCGCGUCAGCCGUACCCCCGCGAGGUCAAAGUCCGCGCGGGGAGCAUACGCGUCAAGUGGUGUACGACCUGCCAGACGUAUCGUCCGCCGCGGUCGAGCCAUUGUAGGCUGUGCGAUAACUGCGUGGAUGGAUGCGAUCAUCACUGUCAGUGGGUGAACAACUGUGUCGGGAGGAGAAACUAUACAACAUUCUUUGCUUUGAUCCUCUCUGGCACUUUGACGCUCGUCAUGGUGAUCGUCUCAUCCGCCAUCCACCUCUACCUCCUCGCCCACCGCAACUCCUGGUCCUUCGCCCACGCGCUGCGCGAAGGCGCCGGCUCCGCAGUCUGCUUCUGCCUCUCGAUCAUCCUGUUCUGGCCCGUCGCGGCCCUGCUCUUCUACCACGUCCGCCUCCUCCUGUUAAACAUCACCACGAUCGAGCAAAUCCGGGUAACGGCGCACAAGCGACUUGUGCCGAACGCCGCCGCGCCGCCGAACCCGUUCAGCCAUGGCGGCUGGCGCCGGAAUGCAGCGGCCGUGUUGUGCCGGCCGCCCGGGAUGACUUGGUUGGAUCUGCCGGGAGUGGCGACGGAGGAUAGGAGGGCGAUCAAUCCGGCGUAUACCGCUCCCGAGGACGGCUGGCGGGCGUAG
Messenger RNA from Peniophora sp. CBMAI 1063, 1884 nucleotides. The record is from the annotation of a GenBank genome assembly. NCBI's taxonomy places the organism in Eukaryota, Fungi, Basidiomycota, Agaricomycetes, Russulales, Peniophoraceae.